GGUGGUAAAUCCAGAAGAAGAGGAAAGAACGACACUGAAAACGAUAAGCGUGAACUUGUCUUCAAGGAAGAAGGCCAAGAAUAUGCUCAAGUUCUCAAGAUGUUGGGUAACGGUCGUGUCGAAGCUCAAUGUUUCGAUGGUGUUAAACGUCUAGCACUUAUUCGUGGUAAAUUACGUAAGAAGGUUUGGAUUAACCAGGGUGAUAUUGUCUUAUUGUCCUUGCGUGAUUUCCAAGAUGAAAAGGCCGAUGUCAUUCAACGUUACAACCCUGAUGAAGCCAGACAAUUGAAGUCAUACGGUGAAUUACCCGAUACCGCCAAGAUUAACGAAACCGAUAACAACUUUGGUGGUGAAGAAGACGACGAAGUUGAAUUCGAUUUUGAUAUUGAUGAUGUAAGCUUUAUAUUACUCUUUAUUAUACUCUUAUUAACUUUUUUAUUCUCUUGA
This is a messenger RNA of Mucor mucedo, 447 nucleotides long. RefSeq names its product eukaryotic translation initiation factor 1A, Y-chromosomal. The annotation marks the transcript as partial. Gene Ontology annotation, molecular function: RNA binding; translation initiation factor activity. The transcript has 2 exons. Gene Ontology annotation, cellular component: cytoplasm. Lineage: Eukaryota; Fungi; Mucoromycota; Mucoromycetes; Mucorales; Mucoraceae. The record is from RefSeq and is a predicted model, not a curated record. Gene Ontology annotation, biological process: translational initiation.